AUGGGCUUACUGUCCCUCCUGUAUCUGCCCACGGGAUUCCUCUCCUUGGCAAGGGGAGGCUGCCCAUCCUUGUCAACAGAGUUGUUACUCCUGCUGCAGCCCUUGUCGGUGCUCACCUUUCAUCUGGACCUGCUCUUUGAGCAUCACCACCACCUGCCCCUGGGCCCAUCCCAGGCCCCUGCCCCUCCAGGCCCACCUCCAGCCCUGCAGCAGACUGUGCAGGCCAUGUUGCACUGGGGGGGCCGGCUGGCCCAGAGUUUCCGGGGGUCUGCUGGGGAGGCUGCUCCUGACCCUUCAGCUGCCUCAAAUGCUCCCACAUCAGGCAGCUGGUGGGAACAGUUGACACAGGCCUCUCGGGUCUAUGCCUCAGGGGGGACUCAGGGCUUCCCUCUUCCCCGGUGGGGGGGACCCAGGAAUCAUGAAACUGUAGCUGAGAGUACACAGGAGAGACCUCUGCCAGCAGAGCAAGCAGCACCAGGAAGAGGCGUGUGGCUGGGGAGACUCUUCGGCGUACCUGGAGGCCUCACAGAAGCUGAGAGUGGAGCCUUUAAAUCCAGGAGACCAUCUAGCUGGCUGCCCCCAACAGUGAGUGUGUUGGCUCUGGUGAAGCGAGGGACACCUCCUGAAACUCCUCCCGAAGAGCUUGUGGCCUCAACAGCUAGCACAGUUCAGGCCCAUAGGUAA
Molecule: messenger RNA, 684 nt
Organism: Dipodomys ordii (Ord's kangaroo rat)
Lineage: Eukaryota; Metazoa; Chordata; Mammalia; Rodentia; Heteromyidae
Product: RUN and SH3 domain-containing protein 1-like
Exons: 3
Coding region: 1-684 (227 amino acids)
Cellular component (GO): cytoplasmic vesicle
Source: RefSeq, a predicted model, not a curated record